Messenger RNA from Kogia breviceps (pygmy sperm whale), 3318 nucleotides. The record is from RefSeq and is a predicted model, not a curated record. Lineage: Eukaryota; Metazoa; Chordata; Mammalia; Artiodactyla; Physeteridae.
CAACAUCGCCGCGGAGGCAGCGAGGGAGGCUGACAGCGCGGUGCUGGCGCUGAGGAGCGCAGGGAGCAGUGCCGGUUCCUCCGGCCGGCGUCUUCGAGGACAGCGGCGUCCGACCCACUCGGGUUCGGGAAUUCACACAGACGUGGAGCAAUGCUUGUGACUCUGCGGCUCCUCAAACCCUUGGGAGGGUCCUCACUUGCCAGAAGGCUCCAGACGAAUUCUAAUACGAGCAGUGCACAUCCUGACCAACUGAGCUGCGUGGCCAGUACUGGAGCCAAAGGAAGAAGGUGAUGAAUGGCAACAUAACCGAAGACUGUAUUACCUCUUCCAGACCAAGGGCCCCUAGAAGCCUGUUUCUCUGCACAGCCCAGGACCUCUGGCCCCAUGGAGCCCCCGAUCCCACAGAGCGUCCCCUUGACUCCUAGCUCAGUCAUGGUCCAGCCUCUUCUGGACAGCCGUAUGGCCCACGGCCGGCUCCAACACCCCCUCACCAUUCUCCCCAUCGACCAGAUGAAGACCAGCCACGUGGAGAACGACUACAUCGACAACCCCGGCCUGGCAGCCCCCACCGGCCCCAAGCGGACCCGGGGUGGAGCCCCCGAGCUGGCCCUGACACCCGCCCGCUGUGACCAGGACGUCACCCACCACUGGAUCUCCUUCAGCGGGCGCCCCAGCUCUGUGAGCAGCAGCAGCAGCGCGUCCUCCGACCAGCGCCUCUUAGACCACAUGGCUCCCCCGCCCGUAGCCGGCCAGGCCUCCCCGAGGGCCGUGCGUGUCCAGCCCAAGGCCAUCCACUGCAAGCCGCUGGACCUCAAGGGCCCGGCCGCCCCCCCGGAGCUGGACAAGCACUUCUUGCUGUGCGAGGCCUGCGGGAAGUGUAAGUGCAAGGAGUGCGCGUCCCCCCGGACGUUGCCCUCCUGCUGGGUCUGCAAUCAGGAGUGCCUGUGCUCCGCCCAGACGCUGGUCAACUACGGCACCUGCAUGUGCCUGGUGCAGGGCGUCUUCUACCACUGCACCAACGAGGACGAUGAGGGCUCCUGUGCCGACCACCCCUGCUCCUGUUCCCGCUCAAACUGCUGCGCCCGCUGGUCCUUCAUGGGCGCCCUCUCCCUGGUGCUGCCCUGCCUGCUCUGCUACCUGCCUGCCACCGGCUGCGUGAAGCUGGCCCAGCGCGGCUAUGACCGCCUGCGCCGCCCUGGAUGCCGCUGCAAGCACACGAACAGCGUCAUCUGCAAGGCAGCUGCCGGGGACGCCAAGGCUAGCAGACCCGACAAGCCUUUCUGACACCUGGGGUCAAGUCCCGACGCUUCCCCCUGGAAACUUGGUUCCCUUCUCACACCUGAGAAGGGCCACCACAGCCAGGCCAGAGGUUUUAGCAUCCUCAGGCUGACCCUGCCAGUCUGCCCACUCCCUACCGCCAGCUUCUGAAGAAACAAGAGACCACAAUCACCCAUCUUUCUCUUCCCCAAAAGGAUGAAGAAGCACUUUGGGUUUUUUGUUUUGUUUUGUUUUUUUUCCAAGGUCCUGGAACUUUGUGUGAAACAGAUAGUGGCAGGGGCGUGGUGUGGUUUGGGGACGAUUUUUCUUUUUCAGAAGAUGGAACACAGAUGUGGACACAUAUCCGGAAGUUGCAGCUGCUUGAAUGCCUUCCCAGCCCUCCUCCUCCCUCCCUCUCUCCCCAGUCUUUUGCAUUCUCUCUGGCUGCCUGGGAGGAAUCGGUAACUGAGUGGCCAGGGGACCUUGGAAGAAGACCCUUGGAGUUUUGCCGGCUAUACCUUCUUCUCCCAGCCUCUAUCCCGGUUUGCCCAGACAUGUUGGGCAAGGUGUAGACCCUGGCGAUCCCUGUUGUAUAUACUUGGGAGCCCCCCUCGUUCCUCGCUCUGCCUGGAGCCACGGAUGGAUUUGGGAACCACUGCACAGUACCUUUUCUCCCUUCCAGCUUCCUCACUAACUCUUGGGGGUGUUCCACUCAUAAUAACACCGUCCUUCGGCUCUUACUGGGUCACAGACUCACCCGCCCGCUACGUGUCCCAAGUGCUCUCUACCCAGAUCUUUUCCAGAAACUUUAUGGGUAGAGAAGGCCAGGGCGGCAAAUUCGAGACCAAAUAGCAUUUUGCCAAUGAGUCUGAGGCUGUGGUCUCUGGAUCCAGUCAUUAUGUUUUUAUAGAAUCAUUAAACCAGAUGCUAACGGUGUUUUAAGAAAUAAUAGUAAAACACUUGCUUCCUUUUGGGCCACCCCCAGGAAGGGCUGAUUUCAAAAUCUGGGGGGGCGAGCAACCUCAAGGAACACAAUCCCCCUCCCCACCAAGAAGAGGAUUUUAAGAGCAAAGAAGAGAGGCAGCACCUCCCAUUGGCAGAGUGAGAGUUGAGGCAAGCUGGGUGUGGGUUUCUUCUCUCUUGAUUCUGCUGCUUGCUGUCAUAGCCUUUUGUGUACAGUGUCUGUAUCUUUAAUGUAAAUAGACAGAUGAUGAAACAAGAGUCUAUUUUAGUGUUAGGAAGCCCUGGCGGGGGAGUCAGAAGAAUGCAGGUGGGGGAAAGAUUCUCCGGGGGCUUCUUGGGAUUGAGCCCUGCUUCUGUGUGUGGCUACAUGAGCCCCUCCCAACAGCCCCCAAAGACGUAGCAACUCUUUCUCUCAAGGUGCUAAAGGACUCAGAAAGUGCAGCUCGUCCGGUGGGUAGGUACUUGUUGCAUGCAAAAGCUGUAGCGUGUCCGGUCCUUCCUCCCUAGCUAUUGUGCGGGGUUUUUGCUUAGUGUGGUAUUUUGUGCCUCCCUCUGUUUCCCCCCAUGAGAGAAAGUAGUCUGGGUCAGAAAAGCUACCCCAGGUGAUAUUGGAAGUGCACUAGGCACAGCGUUUGUAGCAUUUCGAGUUUGUUCUGUAGGAACAGAAGAGCCUCCAGGAAGGAGGCAAGGAGGCAGGUAGCUGUGAUGGUCAUGCACCCAGUGCUUCUCAAGGACUCUUUUUUUUCCUUCUUGAAGACUAGUAGUAACAUCUUAUGAUUUAGAAUAAGUUAAUUGUAACCAUAGGUAUUUAUUGACUGGUGGAAAGGAGGGGAGGGUCUUAUUAUUUUAGGCUUUAUUUAUAUAACAUAUGCUGGCUUGUAAAAGGCAAAUAUGAAAUACUGCAUCUGCGUUUUCUAAGGCUGAUUCCUGUAGCUACCUUUGCCACAGUCGUGAUGGAUGUAUGGAUGUUCUUGCACAAAUCAGAGGGAAUGGUAGAAAAACACAUUCAGCCAACCACUUAUCCUAAUUGAAUGUAUCAGAUGUGUACUGAAGGGACUGGAGAUGUUUUCCUCAGAACAGGUGUGCAGAGGUUAACCC